Molecule: messenger RNA, 2026 nt
Organism: Talpa occidentalis (Iberian mole)
Lineage: Eukaryota; Metazoa; Chordata; Mammalia; Eulipotyphla; Talpidae
Gene: CHCHD4
Product: coiled-coil-helix-coiled-coil-helix domain containing 4
Exons: 3
Coding region: 149-568 (139 amino acids)
Biological process (GO): protein import into mitochondrial intermembrane space
Cellular component (GO): mitochondrial intermembrane space
Molecular function (GO): protein-disulfide reductase activity
Source: RefSeq, a predicted model, not a curated record
CAGGCGCGCGGCGGGCAGACUUGGAGGGGGCGGGUCCGCGCGGGCCUCAGAGCCGCCCGCCCUACCUAAGGAGAGGUCACAACGUGAACCCGCCGCCGCUGUUGCUACUGCGGCUUCUGCUUCUAGGUCUGCGUGCCGGGCUGCAGCCAUGUCUUACUGCCGGCAGGAAGGGAAGGAUCGAAUUAUAUUUGUGACCAAAGAAGACCACGAAACACCGAGCAACGCAGAGCUGGUGGCCGACGACCCCAAUGAUCCGUAUGAGGAGCAUGGGUUGAUACUACCAAAUGGAGACAUUAACUGGAAUUGUCCAUGUCUUGGGGGAAUGGCCAGCGGUCCCUGUGGGGAACAGUUCAAGUCGGCCUUUUCCUGCUUCCACUAUAGCACGGAGGAUGUCAAGGGCUCAGACUGUGUAGAUCAGUUUCGGGCCAUGCAGGAAUGCAUGCAGAAAUACCCGGAUCUCUAUCCCCAGGAGGAUGAGGAAGAUGAGGAGAAGAAGCCAGCAGAACAUUUAGAGGAAACAAAUCACAGUGAAGCCCCUGCAACCAAAGAAGAGAAGGGGUCGAGCUAAUGAAAGCCAUGAGACUCCAGUCCUUCCACUUCAGAGUGAUACGAACCUUUUGCAAAAUGCCUUUCCAUCACUCUCCAAGAACAUGUCUUUUCCUGUUGUUCUGUGUACUGUAAUGUGCAAAAUAACUUAUUUUGAUCAUCAGGGCCCUUGGUCCCUUGACAAUACACUGAAAAAAAAAAUGGGGUUUUAUGUAUGUAUGUCUCAUAUAAACUGAUCAGCAAAUGUAGCUGGCCACUUUAGAAUUUUUUUGUCAGAUUGCCCUAAAUUUUGUUAUUUAAAAUGACGUGCUAAAUAAUCUCAGUGAGCAAAAAUCAUUAUCUGGGAGCAUCUCUUGUAAGUGAGCUGAUUUCUUCUGAUUCAUCUUUUCACUUGUAGUGGAUUUUAUACCCCUUUGGGAAAUAAAACAGAAACAAAAUAUCUUCCUUAAAAAUGCUGGCUAGUGGCUGUUCCUGAUAGAAGAGGCCAGAUGAUCAGCUCUUAUUUUCCAAAAUCCAUCUUGACAGUGCAUAUUUGCACUGAUCCACAAUCCCAUUCUCAGUGAAGAGAAAGGCUGGGUUGUUUUUUUUUUUUGCUGUUCUUGUUAUUUCUAAGCCCUGCGUUCACACUGGCUCUGUCUCACGUGUUCAGAUGCAGUGUUCUUGAGAGGUGGGGACUUACUUGUGACCAGAGUAGCAGCCAGGUGAGGCGAGGCUUGAAUUAAGUAUUCAAUAAACAGGAGACCAUGAUUUUUACCUCAUUUUGAAUGUGUUGUUUUUACUAGUUAAAAAUACUUUUGAUAUAAGGACAUAAAAGUUAUGAAAAUUUUAAUUGAAAUUUCUCUAUGAAGAUACUGGUUAACCAGAUUUGAGUCUUAAAAUUUUCUGUGUUGAGGGAGCUCUGGUGAAACCUUUCCCAGAGUGAACCCAAGGACCCCACACUGACAAACCUCAUCAGUGUCUACCUCACCUUUUUGUCACAUGGGGCAUCUUUUAUAUAGUAAGACAACAAUAAAUCUUUUUCCCCCCCAAAAAAAAAUUUUUUUUCUGUGUGGAGUUCAAAGCCUGCCAAUUCUUUGUGAGCAGAUGCCUUCCUACAGACAUGACUGUUAAUCUGUGAGAUGGGAAGUCUCGCCAUUUGAAGAAAGGGAGCCGAAGCCCUUUCUUGUAACUUGCCUGAGGUAACAGUUAGACCAUUUUUAGACUGAGACGAAGUAAUGCCUCAUUUGUUCACAAUAUGUUAGUCAUCCAUGGAUACAUUAAAAAUUGCUUAAAACUUAACACCAUGAAACAACAAACACUACCUUAUAACUUCUAUUGCUCAUGAAUCUGGGCAUAGCUUACCUGGGUCCUUUGACUCAUUGUAAGGGCAGGAACAGGCACAGUGCAGGUUUUCUGAUCCUAUGCAGACCAGGUAAAGGAGGAGUCAGAGUCCUCAGUAGUUUUGCAGGUUUUUUAUUUGGGGUUCACCAGGCAUAUGACA